AGCCACGAUCCUUGGUCAUUCCGGAUGAUCUGAGUAAGAUGGCUGCUGCGCCUACUUUGCCUCAGUGCGCAACCGGGCCUGAAGUGAUUCGUGGGCAGGUGUUCGACACCGGGCCGCGAUACACUAACCUCAGUUACAUCGGGGAGGGAGCUUAUGGCAUGGUUUGCUCAGCUCAUGACAAUGUGAAUAAAGUUCGUGUGGCCAUCAAAAAGAUCAGCCCUUUUGAACACCAGACAUACUGCCAGCGAACCCUGCGUGAGAUUAAAAUCCUGCUGCGCUUCAAACAUGAGAAUAUCAUUGGCAUCAAUGACAUCAUCCGAGCCCCCACCAUUGACCAGAUGAAAGAUGUAUACAUUGUACAGGACCUGAUGGAAACAGACCUGUAUAAAUUGCUGAAGACUCAGCAUCUUAGCAAUGAUCACAUCUGUUACUUCCUGUAUCAAAUCCUGCGAGGGUUAAAGUACAUCCACUCUGCCAAUGUCCUUCAUCGGGAUCUCAAACCAUCCAACCUACUGCUCAAUACCACCUGUGACCUGAAGAUCUGCGAUUUUGGUCUGGCACGUGUGGCUGACCCAGACCAUGAUCAUACUGGGUUCCUGACAGAAUAUGUUGCCACCCGUUGGUACCGAGCACCCGAGAUUAUGCUCAACUCCAAGGGAUAUACCAAGUCAAUUGAUAUUUGGUCAGUAGGCUGUAUCCUGGCAGAGAUGCUCUCCAGUAGACCCACCUUCCCAGGAAAACACUAUUUGGAUCAGCUCAACCAUAUCCUUGGUAUUCUUGGCUCACCCUCUCCAGAGGACCUGAACUGUAUAAUUAAUGUCAAAGCCAGAAACUACCUGCAAUCUCUCCCUCACAAGAACAAAGUUCCUUGGAACAGACUGUUCCCGAAGGCUGAUGGGAAAGCUUUGGAUUUAUUGGAUAAAAUGUUGACAUUUAAUCCACACAAGAGGAUUGAAGUGGAAGCAGCUCUUGCUCAUCCUUACCUGGAACAGUACUAUGACCCCAGCGAUGAGCCUAUUGCAGAAGCGCCCUUUAAGUUUGAUAUGGAGCUGGAUGACCUACCCAAGGAGAAGCUGAAGGAGCUGAUCUUUGAGGAGACAGCCAGGUUUCAACCCCUCUAUCAGCAUUCCUAAACUACAGGCGCCCUUGCAUACAGGGCCAGGACUGCAGGACUGGAUGUGCACAGAGUUCGUUUGUUUCUAACUCCUCCUGAAUCCUGUCUCAUGCAUCUCAGCUUACUCAUUGUACUCUCUCUCUCUCAAAUUUCUGCCAUGGCACCUGUAACUGGGGAUUGUCCAUUCUGGAAGCCAUGGCGGUUGUUUUCUUGCUGUGGACUCUCUCAACUCGGGGGGUGAGAAUUCACACUCUGGCUGUGUUUGUAUUUGAAAGAUAUACAGCCAGUGUGUGCACACUUAGUAAUCUACAUCCUAUGUAACUUAGUGAUGAUGUUUGAAAGAAAGCAGGACUGGCAUUUUGAGCUGUUACACAAAUUAUGGCAGACAUGUCUGAUUCCAAUAAGCACUUCAGUUUAGUUUUAUUUUUAAUGCACUUUGAGAAAUAUCAAAGUAUAACUGAUCAUUCAGUAUUACACCUGCUCGGUUUCUAGUUACAUCAGUGACUGGUCUGUCAUUUAAGAUCUUUAAAUGCAUUGUAUGGUUUUUCUGAACCUUGCUUGUUUCAGUGAGAUCCCAUAAGGUUUAAUGAAGUGUUUAAUGUCCAAUGAAAGGAACAAUGAGACUGUAACCUGCAUUCUUUUAAACCAGUGUUGCUCUGUUGGUUGGUUGUAUAGAUUGUUACUUGUACACUUUAAAGAAGGCUGCCCUGCCAAGGUGGUUCCCUCACUAAUAAGUCUUUUAUAGAUUAAAAGUAAAUUACUGGUGUAUAUCCCUGAAAUAUUAGUUAUGUAAUGUUGAUGUAUAUCAAAGACACUGUUGUCUUUUACUCUGGUUUUGUUUUAGUAACAUUCCUUUGAAUAUAUUGAAAGAAACUAACUUGAUUCCAUUUCAGAAGCUUCGACUUGCUAACGUGCAUCCAAGUUUAAAGUCUUACCUGGUCCGUAAGUGGGUUCUGCCUCACAUUGUCCUGCAACAGUUUUCUAUAUUACACAGUAAUAACUGGCUCCAUCAAAGAAGUACAAAUGGAGCUGCUUUAGCUUGAGAAUGUUUGAUCAGUUGUGAAGGAAGCCUCUGUGAGUGGGUCUCCUUGAGAGCAGCUUGGAAUUCUAAGACGCUGUGUGCUUUUGCCAUUUGAGAAUGAAGGGUGCCGUAAAGAUUCCUAUCCCUUUUCUGUGUUCGCAGAGUGUUUGUGGAUGAAGCCUGUACAAUGUGGAGCUUUCUUAGCUAUAUUUGAAUUCAAAGUGCAGUGCCUGAUCUUAGUCUCGAAAGCUAUUGUGGUGACAAUUGCCUUGUACAAUUUACCGUGUCCAAGCAUGACUGUUAAGCUUUGUAUACAAAGACUGUCCAAGUGCCACACACACACUCACCCUGUCCCUCCCUCCCUCUUCUCUCCCCCCCCCCCCCCCCCACGCACCCCUCUCUCUCUCUCUCUCUCUCUCUCUCUCUCUCUCUCUCUCUCUCUCUCUCUCUCUCUCUCUAUAUACACUGUGUGUCUCUCUCUCUCUCUCUCUCUCUAUACACUGUGUGUGUCUCUCUCUCUCUCUCUCUCUCUCUCUCUCUCUCUCUCUCUCUCUCCCCC
Molecule: messenger RNA, 2694 nt
Organism: Stegostoma tigrinum
Lineage: Eukaryota; Metazoa; Chordata; Chondrichthyes; Orectolobiformes; Stegostomatidae
Gene: mapk1
Product: mitogen-activated protein kinase 1
Exons: 9
Coding region: 39-1133 (364 amino acids)
Biological process (GO): intracellular signal transduction; protein phosphorylation
Cellular component (GO): cytoplasm; nucleus
Molecular function (GO): ATP binding; MAP kinase activity
Source: RefSeq, a predicted model, not a curated record